AUGGGUGCUUGUUGCUCUAGACGCGAUGACGAAGAUGCUGCUAGGUUUCGUUAUAUUGAUGGUAGACGAUAUCACAAUAUCUCCAAUUCAGAGUAUAUAUUGGCGAAUGAUGAAGUAGAGGCUGAACGUUUAAUACGAUAUCAUGAAGCGAUGAAAAAUAUUUGGGGAGGAUUGUUCCGUUCACCUGUUGAAGAGAAAUUAAAAUGCGGCGCUAAAGUUAUUGAUGUCGGAUGUGGAACAGGAACAUGGCUUUUGGAUAUGGCCCGAACGUAUCCCGAAUCUUACUUUGUAGGAAUAGAUUUUUCACCAAUUUUUCCUACAGAAGGUCUUCCGGAAAAUUUAAAAUUCGUUAACUGCAACUUUCUGGACGGUUUACUUUUCGAAGACUCGUAUUUUGAUUUUACACACCAAAAAUUCAUGUGUGUUGCUUAUACCGAUGAGCAGUGGGAAAAAAAUGUUAUACCGGAAUUGUUAAGAAUAACCAAAUCAGGUGGAUGGAUUGAAUUUGCGGAAGCUGAUUCCCUUACAUCUACUGGAAAAGCUACGCAACGUAUUAUGAAUGGUCUGAAGGGUUACUAUGAAUCAAAAGGGUUGAAUUGCAACCUUAAGGAAUAUAUCCAUCAACUUCUAAAAAGCACCAAUGCUUUCUCAGAAAUUAGGACUGAGCAAAAAUCUAUUACUUUAGGUAAAAAAGGUGGUAAAUCUGGUCAAGAGACAUUAAAAUUUUAUAUGAGAGGUUUAAGCACUUCCAGGAACAUCAUGUCAUCUUUUAUGAAUAUCACGCCUGAACAUUUUGAUGCUCUAGCAGAAACGGUCUUUAUCGAAGCAGAAAAAUGUGACACAUAUUCCCUUCAAUAUCGAAUUUACGGACAUAAGCUUUAA
Messenger RNA from Ambispora leptoticha, 882 nucleotides. The record is from the annotation of a GenBank genome assembly. NCBI's taxonomy places the organism in Eukaryota, Fungi, Glomeromycota, Glomeromycetes, Archaeosporales, Ambisporaceae.